Molecule: messenger RNA, 1666 nt
Organism: Myzus persicae (green peach aphid)
Lineage: Eukaryota; Metazoa; Arthropoda; Insecta; Hemiptera; Aphididae
Product: probable ribonuclease ZC3H12D
Exons: 2
Cellular component (GO): nucleus; cytoplasmic ribonucleoprotein granule
Molecular function (GO): mRNA binding; RNA endonuclease activity
Source: RefSeq, a predicted model, not a curated record
AAUUAUACUUGAUUAUGCUAUUACAUGUAAGGGUGUUGUCGUUUCGAAUGACAAUUUUCGUGAUAUAUACAAUGAGAAAGAAGAAUACAAAGAAAUUAUUGGGAAAAGGCAAUUGAUGUUCAUGUUUAUUGAUGAUGUCAUCAUGUUCCCCACUGACCAGUAUGGUCGCAGUUUUCCACAUUUGAAGACUUGUGAUAUUGUGCAUUUUCCUGCUUAAGCUCAAACAUAAAACCUGAUAGUACAAUACUAUAGUUCAAAUAAUAUAAUAUUUAUUCAGAGUAAGUGGUUUUAAAAGGUAUUCUUAAAUUAAUGUCAAAUUAUUUUUAUUUUAUUUGAUAAGAUACCAAUACCUCAAUUUACAAUAAGCUAUAAAUUACAACAAGAAAAUAUACUAUUUUAUAAAUUUAGUUAUAAAUACAUAUGUAGGUAACUUUAAUUACAAGAUAAUUAUUUUUAUCCUUGAAAUUGUAAUUUUUGUCAACCUAAGUUUUUAAUACUACAAAUAAUUCUGCAGAUGUUCAAAUUAAAAUACAUUUUUCCCAUAAUUAUAUUUUAAAUUGAUGAUAAUUUUUUUUGUACAACAUAGUAUUAUCUCAAUUAACUUUAAAUUAUUAUAUAAGAAUACAGAAUAUAUUAUAUACAGCAGGAGUCGGCAGCGUUUUUGAUGUCAACGGCCAAAAAAUUAAUAUAACAUUUUUCACUGGCCACAAAUGAAUUAACCUUAUAUUAUUUUAAACAAAAAUUUAUAUCAAAUUUAGUUUAUUUAAGUUCACGACUGUUAGGUUUAUUAAUUGAACAAGGCACCUAUCUACAAAUAAACAAUGUUUUAAUCCACAGUUUCCAGUCCAUAUACUAUAUUAGCUCAUGAUUUUUAUACUAUUAUACAUUUUACUUGCCGGCCACAUACAGUUAUAAUGAAGGUCAGCAAACCAUGGGUUGCCAACUCCUGAUAUAUAGGAUAAUUAAUUAUAUCAUAAGUAGAUACUUAAAAUGUUUAUACAUGCAAGUACCUGUGUAAUAAUCAUGUACCGUAAAAUGGUUUAACUCCAGGCGGAAUUUAGUAUUUUUUUUUCAAAUCACUUUUGUCAGUUGUAUCAGUUUUGAAUUAUAAAAGUAGAGUUUUUUAAUAUAAAUUGUUUACUUUAUACAAUAGUAUGAAUAUAAUUUGGAGGUAGGUGAUAUAAACCAAUGUAGUUUUUUUGUUUGAAAUAUCUGAUACUUACCUUUAAUGUUUUUCAACAAUUUUCUAAUUUUAUUAAUAUUCACUUUAUCAGAAACAUCCAAUAUAAAUUUCAAAAACAGUUCUGUCUGAAUUCACACAGUAAGUCACCCUAUUUUACGGUAUUUUGAUAAUAUUGCUCCAAAAAAAGUAUUAAUCAUACUGUUAACAAUAUCUGUGUUCAUAUCAUUAAAAUAUUUUGUGAUUUCUUACAUACCUAUAUAUUUUAUACAUAGUUACUACAAGUAUCAUAGGUGCAAUUUCAGUUUUUGACUUGGAGAGUCUUUAUUUACUUAAAUUAAACAGACUAGUGGGAGGCUCUACUCUCCACACUCCCUAUGUGGCCUAUUCAAAUACCUUUAAAAUGUAUUACUAUAUAAUGCAGGACCUAAUAUAAUUACCAUAAUUUAUUUAUCAUUUUUUCUUCCUCACUUUUCUACAUUUAAU